AUGCGAGCACCUGGCGGGGAGGCGGCGCCUGUGGCGGCGGCGGCUGAGGUGGCAAGUGCCGGAGUGGGCGAGGAGGAGACGCAGGAGGACGUGGCUCAGCAGGCAGGAGGACUGAACAAAGGAGAGAAAACCAACAAAGAUAACUUUGGUAGCACUGAAUGCGGCAAAAUAAGAACAAUGGAUCUCAAGUUCAACAGCUCCAGGAAAUACAUUUCUAUCACUGUCCCCUCCAAAACCCAAGCAAUGUCACCACACAUCAAGUCUAUAGAUGACAUUGUAGUGCUUGGCAUAAAUCUCAGCAGAUUCAACAAACUGACUCAGUUUUUCAUAUGCGUUGCUGGAGUUUUUGUGUUUUACCUAAUUUAUGGAUAUUUACAGGAAUUAAUAUUUUCAGUGGAGGGUUUUAAGCCCUAUGGCUGGUAUCUUACUUUAGUGCAGUUUGCAUUUUACUCCAUAUUUGGCCUAAUAGAACUUCAGCUAAUUCAGGACAAAAGGAGAAGAAUACCAGGAAAAACCUACAUGAUAAUAGCUUUUCUAACUGUGGGUACUAUGGGGUUAUCAAACACUUCCUUGGGCUACCUGAAUUAUCCUACCCAAGUCAUCUUCAAGUGCUGCAAAUUGAUUCCUGUUAUGCUAGGAGGAGUUUUUAUUCAAGGAAAGCGUUAUAAUGUUGCAGACGUGUCUGCUGCCUUAUGUAUGAGCCUCGGCCUGAUAUGGUUUACCCUAGCCGACAGCACGGUUGCACCAAAUUUCAACCUGACAGGUGUGGUCCUCAUCUCGCUGGCUCUGUGCGCAGAUGCUGUCAUUGGGAAUGUCCAAGAGAAAGUUAUGAAGCUGCAUAAUGCUUCUAAUUCAGAAAUGGUUUUGUAUUCGUAUUCAAUCGGUUUUGUGUACAUUUUAUUGGGAUUGACAUGCACUAGUGGAUUAGGCCCUGCAGUAACAUUUUGUUCAAAGGAUCCAAUUCGGACCUAUGGUUAUGCUUUCCUUUUCUCCCUCACUGGGUAUUUUGGAAUCUCUUUUGUUCUGGCUUUGAUUAAAAUUUUCGGUGCCCUUCUUGCUGUAACAGUGACAACAGGGAGGAAAGCAAUGACCAUUGUUCUUUCAUUUAUAUUCUUUGCCAAACCUUUCACAUUCCAGUAUGUGUGGUCUGGCUUCUUAGUUGUCCUUGGUAUAUUUCUCAAUGUUUACAGCAAAAACAUGGAUAAAAUAAGACUGCCAUCACCAUAUGAUCUGAUAAAGAAGAUGGUGGACCUGCAGAAGUCAGGGACGUUGGCACAGACUGUAUAG
Molecule: messenger RNA, 1287 nt
Organism: Rangifer tarandus platyrhynchus (Svalbard reindeer)
Lineage: Eukaryota; Metazoa; Chordata; Mammalia; Artiodactyla; Cervidae
Source: the annotation of a GenBank genome assembly